Messenger RNA from Carica papaya (papaya), 1657 nucleotides. Its product is annotated as pantothenate kinase. Gene Ontology annotation, cellular component: nucleus; cytosol. Gene Ontology annotation, molecular function: pantothenate kinase activity; ATP binding. Gene Ontology annotation, biological process: coenzyme A biosynthetic process. The record is from RefSeq and is a predicted model, not a curated record. NCBI's taxonomy places the organism in Eukaryota, Viridiplantae, Streptophyta, Magnoliopsida, Brassicales, Caricaceae.
UUCCUCAAACUUUUGCUAACCAAACACGGCCUUACCGUUGAUUGAAUUUUCCAACAUAUUCGUGGAAGGAAACACAUUUAUCUUGAGUUUUCUUCCCUCCAUCCUGAGAGCACCAAUUUUCUCUCCCAUUUCUUAUUUGCAGUUAGACGAAGGGGAAGGGAAAAGCAAAAAAAAAGGGAAAGAGAGAGACAUCACAAGUACAAAAAGAAAAGGAUAUGGAGAGCGAUUCAGAGAUGGUUCCUUUCCCUUUGUUAUUGACGCCGAUCGAGUCAAACUACAGAGCAUGCACCAUUCCUUACAGAUUUCCCUCUGACAAUCCUCGAAAAGCUACACCUACGGAGAUCGCCUGGAUUGACCUCUUCCACAACUCCAUCCCUUCUUUCAAGAAACGUGCAGAGAGCGAUGCUACUGUUCCCGAUGCUCCUACCAGAGCUGAAAAAUUUGCUGAGAGGUAUUCCAAGAUACUUGAAGACCUGAAGAAAGAUCCUGAAAGUCAUGGCGGGCCCCCUGAUUGCAUUCUGCUCUGCAGACUUCGUGAGCAAAUUCUCAGAGAACUGGGAUUUAGAGACAUAUUCAAGAAAGUAAAGGAUGAAGAGAAUGCAAAGGCUAUAUCACUCUUUGAAGAUGUAGUUCGUCUCAGUGAUGCUAUUGAAGAUGGCAGAAAGCGCCUUGAAAAUCUGGUCAGAGGAAUUUUCGCUGGAAACAUCUUUGAUCUUGGUUCAGCACAGCUUGCUGAGGUCUUUUCAAGGGAUGGAAUGUCCUUUUUGGCUAGUUGUCAAAAUCUUGUUCCCAGACCUUGGGUCAUAGAUGACUUGGAAACCUUUAAAGCAAAAUGGAGCAAGAAAUCUUGGAACAAGGCAAUCAUUUUCGUUGACAAUUCUGGAGCUGAUGUAAUUUUGGGUAUUUUACCAUUUGCAAGAGAGUUACUCCGUCGCGGAACUCAGGUUGUCUUGGCUGCUAAUGACUUGCCUUCUAUCAAUGAUGUAACUUACCACGAACUAAUUGAGAUUGUAUCAAAGUUGAAAGAUGAAAAUGGGCAGCUGGUGGGUGUUGAUACUUCGAAGCUUUUGGUUGCCAAUUCUGGCAAUGAUUUGCCGGUUAUUGAUCUUACCACAGUACCACAGGAGCUUGCAUACCUAGCAAGUGAUGCUGAUUUGGUUAUCUUGGAAAGCAUGGGCCGUGGAAUAGAGACAAAUCUUUAUGCUCAAUUCAAGUGUGACUCGGUCAAGAUUGGGAUGGUGAAACAUCCAGAGGUUGCGCAGUUCCUUGGAGGGCGACUUUAUGAUUGUGUCUUCAAAUACAAUGAAGUUUUAAGUUAAGGAGUCAUCAAUUCUUUCCUCAGGUCUGCGAUGGUUUAUAGAGUUGAUCAUUUGAGACAGUUAGGCUUUAGCAUGUCAAACUUAUAUUAUGAAUUUAAAGAGGAUAGUUUUACCUUUAAUAAAUAAUCAGAAAAAAACAAAUUAUUUUGAAUUAAUAUGGGGGAUUACAUGCACCAUUGUUAAUAUGUAACUUGGAUAGAAAUGAAGAUUAGAUGACUAAGGCGAGUUGUGUAAGCUCGUAAAUGUCAGGAGAGAUCAUCAUUCAGAUAUGUGAGCUUUAUGCUCGUUUUAUUCGAAACUUUUAUGAAACUAUGACCACCUCUUGCGGAGUUUUUUCA